UCUGUGAGUUAAAUCCUGUACUUCAGGACCUGUAGUGAAGUGAAAGAUAGUGUGAUAUUGUUGUGCUUUAAAAAUAAUAAUUGUUAAUCUUAUUCGAAAACAUUGGUUUUUAAAACUAUUUUUUGAUUUUUACCUUUACUUGUUAAUUCUACGGAACCAUUCAAUAAAAUGGGUACUCUAUCGGAAAGACCUGAAGUUGACGAAAUUGAAAGUUUGUGUGUUAAUUGUCGCCAAAAUGGUAUAACAAAACUUAUGGUUACGAAAAUACCUUUCUUCCGAGAAAUUAUCAUCAUGUCGUUUUCAUGUGACAACUGUGGUUAUUGUAACAACGAGCUUCAACCUGCAUCAACAAUUCAAGAGAAAGGUAUCAAUAUUCGGUUGAAAGUCAAGACUCCAAUUGACAUGGAUCGACAAGUUGUUAAAUCUGACUAUGCUGAACUCAGUAUACCUGAAUUAAGUUUUCAAGCGAGUCGUCAACCAGGUCUGGUUACCACAGUUGAAGGGCUCAUUGACAGAGCUAUAGAUGGACUUAGGCACACUUGUCAAGUCAAUGCUGAUCAACCUGAACUUGUUACCAAACUAACCGACUUCAUUACUAAACUCGGUUCAUUGAAAGAAUUGAACCAAGAAUUCACUCUAGUCGUUACGGAUCCUUCUGGAAACAGUUUCAUUGAGAAUCCAUUGGCUCCGAAGCCCGAUCCACAAAUGGAUAUUAUUUUUUACACAAGAUCUAUAGAUGAGAACAAAACUCUCGGUAUUUAUUCAAUUGAGGAAGAACAACCUGAACCAAGUGAAACUGAUCUUAAAGAUGAAGUCCUGCAAUUUCGAACCAAUUGUUAUUCGUGUGGUGCUAUUUGCUUCACUAACAUGAAACUCACAAAUAUACCACACUUCAAAGAUGUUAUUCUUAUGGCUACUAAUUGUGAAGCAUGUGGGUACAAGACUACCGAAAUUAAAAGUGGCCAAGGAAUCAGUGAAAAGGGGGUCAAAAUCGUGUUGCCUAUUGAAGGAGAGGAAGAUUUGAAACGAGACGUUGUUCGAUCUGAGACGUGCUCCUUAACUAUUCCUGAAUUAGACUUAGACAUUGGUUGUACUGAAGCAGGCAAAUACACUACAAUUGAAGGUUUGAUCGAACAAGUUAAAGAGGGUUUGGAAAAAUCUAACCCAUUCGUUACUGGAGAUUCAGCUCAGGCGGAGAAAAAAGAAAAAAUGAUGAGUCUUGUUGAAAGACUCAAAGCACCUAUUGGGUUAACGCUUAUUUUAGAUGACCCCUGUGGCAACAGUUUUGUCUAUGGUGCCACGAAUAUUGAACAUUAUGAAAGAACAUUCGAACAAAACGAGGAACUGGGAUUGAACGAUAUGAAAACCGAUUUAUAAAAGUAUUGAGAGUUUGAAAAUAAACAAGAAUGAUUUUUAUUCUUAUUAACGAUUCA
Messenger RNA from Tetranychus urticae (two-spotted spider mite), 1433 nucleotides. RefSeq names its product zinc finger protein Zpr1 (gene Zpr1). NCBI's taxonomy places the organism in Eukaryota, Metazoa, Arthropoda, Arachnida, Trombidiformes, Tetranychidae. The record is from RefSeq and is a predicted model, not a curated record. Gene Ontology annotation, cellular component: nucleus. Gene Ontology annotation, molecular function: zinc ion binding.